Nyctereutes procyonoides (raccoon dog) is the source of this 1501-nucleotide messenger RNA. RefSeq names its product STARD3 N-terminal like (gene STARD3NL). NCBI's taxonomy places the organism in Eukaryota, Metazoa, Chordata, Mammalia, Carnivora, Canidae. The record is from RefSeq and is a predicted model, not a curated record. The transcript is spliced from 10 exons. Bases 285 to 992 code for a protein of 235 amino acids.
UCUGGAGGAGGACCGGGGGUGGCUGACGGCGGGCGGUGGGCUGCGCGUCGGCUGCGGGGCUCGGUUCCCCGGUCCCGCCCCGCCAAGCCCCGCCCCUCCGCCCGCUGGGGCUCCCGCGGGCGCAAUCACGGAACCGCUGUCCCCGGGCCAGCCUGGGGCGGCCGGCCCGAAGCCCCCCGAUAAGAUGGAAUCACUGAAUUCAUCACUUGACUCAGUUAAUAGUUUGGAUAAGUUUAGCAAGGGAUGGUGAAGUUGGAAAAAGGCUCCUUUAACCUUCCUUCAGGAUGAACCCCCUGCAAGAAGACAUGGAAAACGCUCUCACAGGGAGCCAGAGCUCUCACGCUUCUUUGCGCGACGUCCAUUCCAUCAACCCUACACACCUCAUGGCCAGGAUUGAAUCCUACGAAGGAAGAGAGAAGAAAGGCAUAUCUGAUGUCAGGAGGACUUUCUGUUUGUUUGUCACCUUUGACCUCUUAUUUGUUACAUUACUGUGGAUAAUAGAGUUAAAUGUGAAUGGAGGCAUUGAGAACACAUUAGAGAAGGAGGUGGUGCAGUAUGACUACUACUCCUCUUAUUUUGAUAUAUUCCUCUUGGCAGUUUUUCGAUUUAAAGUGUUAAUACUUGCAUAUGCUGUAUGCAGACUGCGCCAUUGGUGGGCAAUAGCGUUGACGACAGCAGUGACCAGUGCCUUUUUACUCGCAAAAGUGAUCCUCUCAAAGCUUUUCUCUCAAGGGGCUUUUGGCUACGUGCUGCCCAUCAUUUCCUUCCUCCUGGCCUGGAUUGAGACCUGGUUCCUGGAUUUCAAAGUCUUACCUCAAGAGGCAGAAGAGGAAAACAGACUCCUGAUAGUUCAGGAUGCUUCAGAGAGGGCAGCACUUAUACCUGGUGGUCUUUCUGAUGGUCAGUUUUAUUCUCCUCCUGAAUCUGAAGCAGGAUCUGAAGAAGAAGCUGAAGAGAAACAGGACAGUGAAAAACCACUUUUAGAACUAUGAGUACCACUUCUGUUAAAUGUGAAAAUCCAUCAUUGAAGGUCACUGCAGGGAAAAAAAAGGACCAGAGCUGGGGUCUCCCUAUUAAAAGUUGAAGGUGACAUCCACUGCUGACUUUAAUGAAUGGCUAAUAAAGAAUUUAUUUAUUGUAAUACCUCAUAGACAUUGUACAGAUCCAUGUACCUUGAGGACCUGCCUGUGGCUGGUAAGAUAAUGUGAUGAUCCAUCCUGUGUUCAGUGAGACGAAGUCUGAUCUGUUCAUGAAUAGUUGGAGCAAAGUCUUGUGCUGUAUUCCCGAUCAAAAGACUUCUUAAUAUAUUGGAAUAACACUUUUUUUAGUAAGCAAAAUAUCUUUUUAUUUGAUUCGCAGUUUGGAAUUUUUUGUUUCAUGUCUCAGAUUUCUUUUGUAUUUCUUUUUUAACAUCCGACAUUUCCCUUGUGUUUUUUAACUCACGCUUAUGCGCUCUUUGUACAAUUUUACAGAGUAAUAAAUACAACAUGUCAAAAUGGUU